UAGCCAAAUAUAACUCGUACUUGUUUCACUACGUCGUGAGCCGUGAUUGAGAAUCGUUCCUCAGUUGAGUCUACGGCGAUCCGCGAGAUACACAAGUCACAAUGGCAGCAGAUCUGAAAGACGUUGAAAUUGAGAAGGCUCAGUUUGUCUUUUCCGUUUACGAUUGGGAUGGCAGCAACAGCAUUGAUGCCUUCGAUGUCGGAAACGCUCUGCGUGCCCUUAAUCUGAACCCAACUCUGGAUCUCAUCGGCAAAAUGGGUGGAACCCAGAAACGCGGUGAGAAGCGAGUUAAGUUCGAUGAAUUCCUCCCCAUCUACGCCCAAGUCAAGAAGGAAAAGGACAUGGGAUGCUACGAGGACUUCCUCGAGUGUCUGAAGCUGUACGACAAAGAAGAAAACGGCACCAUGCUGUUGGCUGAAUUGCAGCACAGUUUAAUUGCCUUGGGUGAAAGAUUGAGCGACGAUGAGCUUGACGCUGUCUUCAAGGAUUGCAUGGACCCCGAGGACGAUGACGGUAACAUCCCAUAUGCACCCUUCCUCAAGAAGAUGAUGGAUAACAUGGUCGUCAUCAACCACAAGUAAACAUUUGAACGAACAUCAUUCAAUAACUAAAUUUACCAACAUGUAAUAUGUAAGAGUAUUCCAUUUCUUCAGAGAUUGUGUGACCACAAACCAUGAUUACAUCUAUUUUUGCAAUUACUACUGAUUGUAGAAUUUGUUAUGAUGGUUAUAUAAUUUGUUGAAAACAAAAAUAAAACAACGUUAAAAGAACAACCAACGUCCAGGGAAAAUAACGAAACAACAUCGACAAAAUAUAAACAAGAAAACAACAGCGUUUUAUCAACAUCAGCACGUUAACAAAACUGAUAAUUUAUAAUGACAUCUAGUAUGGGAGCGGUUAUUAUUAAUUUCUUUUUUUAAGUUUUUAAUAAAAGUAUAUGUAUAAAGAGAUUAUAUAAUCCCUGGCAGUA
Ochlerotatus camptorhynchus is the source of this 970-nucleotide messenger RNA. RefSeq names its product Myosin light chain alkali (gene Mlc1). Gene Ontology annotation, cellular component: myosin II complex. NCBI's taxonomy places the organism in Eukaryota, Metazoa, Arthropoda, Insecta, Diptera, Culicidae. The transcript has 6 exons. Gene Ontology annotation, molecular function: calcium ion binding. Bases 102 to 581 code for a protein of 159 amino acids. The record is from RefSeq and is a predicted model, not a curated record.